Molecule: messenger RNA, 825 nt
Organism: Electrophorus electricus (electric eel)
Lineage: Eukaryota; Metazoa; Chordata; Actinopteri; Gymnotiformes; Gymnotidae
Gene: coa8
Product: cytochrome c oxidase assembly factor 8
Biological process (GO): intrinsic apoptotic signaling pathway
Cellular component (GO): mitochondrion
Source: RefSeq, a predicted model, not a curated record
UGUUGCUGACUUCACAUACAUGAAACCACCGUGCAGGUAGCUGGCUAGGUUACAAAAGUUGAUAUGUUAACGGAUGAAGCUAACUAUAUACUUUGAAAAUGAAUGUCAGAACAAUAAGGUAUUUGCUUUUUAGAACCCGUCGUAGUAUCCUGACAAGCAGUCGACACAGCGCUGGCCAACCUCCACAAGAUGAGAACACUAGAUUCAACCCAGCACCAACAUCAAAAUACGACUGGAUUGGCCCACCAGACAGACUGUCAAAUCUCCGACCAGUUAUAUAUCAUAUCCCUGAAAAUGAGACCCAACUGGAGAGAAAACUAAGACAUCUGAGGCAGGAAACAGAGGACUGGAAUCAUGCGUUUUGGACAUACCAGAAUGUCACGUUCACUAAGGAAAAAGAACAAUUCAUACUGUCCCAGCUGAAGCUAAAAGGCUUGACAGAAAAAGAUGAGAGAGGACGACAAAGGACCUUGAGUAGCGAGGAGAUGGCAGUCUUCUACAAACACUUCCUAGACAAAAACUGUAAAAAACAUGCAAGUUACAACAAAGAAUGGUAUAGACGGAAUUUCACCAUUACCCUUCUGAUGGGCAGAGUAACUCUGCACAGUAUCUGGAGGGCACUAAGUGGUCAAGUAAGGAGUAAAAGAAAAACCAUGAUGCCUGAAUAAAAUCACUUCAUUUGAUUUCUUGUAUCCCUGCUGUUCACCUUAUUACUGAAGACUUUCCACUAAAAUUACACUGGGAGACUCAUGCUGUCGAUGCAGAUCUUUUUAUAUGCUACUUUGAAACAAUAAAAACAGAAUGACUAUGAUCUAUAAAAUAAUA